AUGAGGCUGGCAGUUCUCCUCCUGUCGGCGGUCGUUGGCCUGGCCAACGGCCUCGGUAGCACCGACACGAUCACCUGGGGCGGCGAUAACUCGAGGUCGGGGUACCAGACCAACCACAACAUGGACCCUGCCGUCGUUAGCAGCUCGCAGUUCGACCAGAUCUGGCGCACGACGCUGCCGGGCAACUAUGGCGGCGACAAGGAGAAGGCCUUCUCGCAGCCGCUCGUGUACACACCGUCGACAGGCACCACGCAGUACGUCUACUACUCGACGACACAGAACAAUGUCUACAAGAUCAACGCCAAGACGGGCGAGAUCGUGGCCUCGCGCAACCUCGGUAUUCCCUUCCUGACGGCCGACCUCAACAACUGUCUCGAUAUCAACCCCCACGUCGGCAUCAUCUCAACAGGCGUGAUCGACCCGGCUACCGACACUCUCUACCUUACGAGUAAGACAUAUGCCGACCAGAGCCAGCCCAACGUCGCCCAGGGCAAGCCGGCCGGCCGCUACUUCAUCCACGCACUCGACGCCAACGACCUCACGGAGAGGCCCAACUUCCCCAUCGGUCUUGAGGGCAUCGUGGCCCGCAACAGCCCGCAGCGCAUCUUCAACGCCGGCAUCUCGAACCAGAGGCCUGCCCUGCUGCAUGUCGGCCAGUACAUUUACGUCGGUUUCGGUUCUCACUGCGUGCAGUAUGACUUUACUGGCUGGAUCAUCGGUUUCGACAAGACGUCAGGCAAGCUCGUGGAGCAGUUUGCUACCCAGGGCCCCGAUGUUCCCGCCAACAAGAAGGGCGCCAGUAUCUGGAUGUCGGGCGGCGGUAUCGCCUCGGACAAUGCCGGAUCCAUCUUCUUCGCGACUGGCAACGGCUACGCCUCGCAACUGGCGACGAUUCCCGUCAAGGGCUUCAACCCUCCGACGGCCCUCGAGGAGGCCGCCGUGCACAUGACCAUCGGCGCCGAUGGCCGUCUCGACGUUGCCGACUUUUUCAUGCCCUACGAGAAGCAGGAGCUCGACGGCGCCGACAAGGAUCUCGGCACCAGCCCCCUCGAGAUUCUCCCGAGCGAGUUCUCCUGCGGUAACGUCAAGCGCAUGGGCGUCGUCACUGGCAAGAGCGGCAAGACGUACUGGCUUGACCUCGACAACCUCGGCGGCUAUCGCAACGGCGCCGACAGCAAGUCGGAUGCUGUGCUGCAGACGUACCAGAACGAAAACUCGGUCUACGCCGGCGCCGGUGUCUACCCGCUCGAGGGCGGCUACAUUUACAUUAACGUCAUCCGGUUCAAGUCGCACGUCUUCAAGUUCUCGUGCAUCAACGGCAAGCCGAGCUUCGCCAAGGUCGCCGACUCGCCUCAGACAAAUGGUUAUGUCCUCGGUGUCAGCCACGGCACCGUCACCUCGCUUGACGGCCAGCCAGGCACCGGUCUCGUCUGGGUCACCGAUGUUCAGACUGUUGCUGGGUCCUCGCCUCUGUCGACAAUCCGUAUCUACGAUGCUAUUCCCAAGGAUGGCGCCAUGGUGCUGCGCAAGUCGUUCAACGUGCCCGGUAUUAUGAAGUUCACCCGUGCCGUCUUUGGCGAUGGCACCCUCUUUGUCGGCACGAACCAGGGCUACCUCUAUGCCUUUGGCGCGCCCACCAAGUCGCCGCUCGACUGCUCGCCGGCGCCGGCCACCUUUGGCUCUGUCAACAUCAACGCCAAGUCGGACGAGAAGACAAUUACCUGCAAGGCUGUUAUUGGUGUUCGCCUCACGGGCGUCGAACUCGACAAGGCCCAGGACUACGCCAUUUCUGGCACGCCUAAUAUGCCGUUGCAGCUUGCUGUCGGCCAGCAGUUCACGGUCAAGGCCACAUUUACCCCUGGCAGCGUCGGCACGCUCGCUGACGACAUCAAGUUCAACACGACCAACUCGGUCGCUGGCUACAGGACCACGUCGACUGUUCGCCUCAACGGUACUGGAUCCAGCGCCGAUGCUCUGCUUGCCGUGUCACCGAACCGCAUCGUCUUCCCGACCUCGGUCGCCGGCCCCAGCCCCAACGACCUUUCGGAGAGCGUCAUCCUGAGCAACCAGGGUAACGCUGAGCUCACCAUCACCUCCGUGCAAGUCUCGACGGCCGGCGCCAGCGGUCCCUUUACACCGUUCACAGACGCUGGGGAUGUCAAGGUGUCGGCCUUUUCGGUACAGGGCGUGCCCACGUCGAUCCCCGCCAGCGGCAACGCAGUUCUGACUGUCCUCUUCGACACGACCACGGCGGGUGAUUUUGCCGGCUGGGUCAAGAUUGUGACCAACGGUGGCGAGCGCACCUUUUCCAUCGCCGGCAGCGCAGGCGCGGCUCCUGUGGCCCUGCUCCAGUUCCAGAAGCCCGACGGCUCGGGCUGGGUUGACUACGUUGACGAUAACACGCCCUUCACGUUUGGCGACGUGACGCAGAACACAUACCGCUCCCUGCUCUUCCGCGUCACCAACGGUGCUGCCGCCGGCGGCGUCAAGCUCUCCCUGACCGUGUCCAAGCCGCCUGUCGGCUCCAACAGCAUUAUUCGCGCCGCCAACCAGGUCGAUCUCGCCGAGGGUACUCUCCUCGCACCCGGCGAAAGCGCGACGGCCGUCAUGACAUGCACUGUCCCCAAGACGCAGUACAACCAGGACGCCUACAACGGCACGACGACCUGGACCAUGAACACCAACGACCCCGUCUCGGGCAAGCACGUCAUCCCCUUCUUCUGCAACGCCGUCACCCAGCAGGCGCCGCCUCUGCUCGCCAGCGGCCAGGGCAAGUACCGCUACGUCGGCUGCUUCAAGGACAACACGCCGACCCGCCAGCUGUCGAACCAGCUCUACGGCAACAACGCCGGCGAGAACACCAUGUGCAUCGCCGCCUGUGGCGCGCGCGGCUCCAUCUUCUGCGGCACCCAGUACCACCGUGAGUGCUGGGCCGGCAACCUCAUCCCCAACACCAAGGUCGCCGACGCCAACUGCAACUUUGACUGCGCUGGCGACCUGCAGCAGAUUUGCGGCGGCAACGGCGUUGGUACCGGGGCCGGCGGCACGUACAUCUCGCUCUUUGCCGACUCGACCCAGUGGGACGGCAACCUCACGAGGCCCGACAGCGGUGGCGGCACCGUCACGCCGCCUGUCGGAGGCCCCGUCGCGAACCCAGGUGUUGAUGGCUACAAGCACAUUGGCUGCUACACCGAGGCGACGCAGGGCCGCGCUCUGCCGACCGAGGGCAAGGUCACGUCCAAGACGGUCGCCAGUUGCGUUGCUGCCUGCAAGGGUCUCAGCUUGAAGAUAGCUGGUGUCGAGUACGGCGGCGAGUGCUGGUGUGGCAAUGAGCUUCGUGGAGGAUCCGUCGCUGCGCCCGCCAAGGACUGCAACAUUGCCUGUGGCGGGAAUUCCACCGAGCUCUGCGGUGGUGGUUCUCGUCUCAACGUUUACCAGCUUGACGAUGGCACGUUGACGACGACCACGGCGGCCACGACGACGAUCGUCGCCACCUCUUCCAUCCUCGAGAGCUCUUCUGUCCCCGUCGAUUCGGUCCCCCCGACCACGACUACGACGACCUCGGCGACUCCCACUCCAACGGGCCCUGCCAUCCGCCAGAUCGUCAGCACAGAAUGGUCCUUCCAGGGCUGCUACACCGAGACGAAGAACGGCCGCGCCCUCUCCAAGAAGUCGUACGCUGAUGACCUCAUGACCCUCGAGUCUUGUGCCGCUUUCUGCAAGGGCGUCUCGGCUGCCUUCUUCGGCGUUGAGUACGGUCGUGAGUGCUACUGCGGUGAUUCCCUCCGUGACGGCAGUGUCCCGGCCACGAACCAGAAGGACUGCUCGUUCCUGUGCCCUGGCGACAAGACCACCUACUGUGGUGCCGGCGAUCGUCUGCAGCUGUACAAGUUUGGCCUUGGAACCUCUACCGCCGUGACUUCGACCUCUGCUGUUACUACCACUUCUACAACUUCUGCUGCCGUGACCACUGACAUCAGCUCGACCACCACCCUAGCCACGCCAACCUCCACUUCGCCCGCCAUCCGCCAGGUCGUCCGCUCGCGCUACAACUUCCAGGGUUGCUACACCGAGGCGGAAAACGGCCGGGCCCUCGAGAAAUCGACCAUGGCCGACGACCUCAUGACGCUCGAGAUGUGCGCCGACUUCUGUGCCGGCAGCACCUACUUUGGCGUCGAGUACGGCCGCGAGUGCUACUGCGGCGAUGCCCUCCGCGACGCCACCGUCAAGAGGGCCGACAACCAGGACGACUGCUCGUUCCUGUGCCCUGGUGACAAGACGACCUUCUGCGGCGCCGGCGUCAGGCUGCAGCUGUACAAGCUCGGCGAUGCGCCGACUGUCGCGGGAAGUACGGCCUCGAGCUCGACUUUGACUGUGACAACGACGGCCGUGGCUUCCACUGUGACGACGUCGAGCACGUCUGUUGCUACUACGUCGAGCAGCACUUCCGCUGCUGUCACUACGUCAAGCAGCAGUUCUGUUGUCAGUACGUCAAGCAGCAGUUCUACAGCGCCCACUACCACCAGCACGACCAGUGUUGCUAUCACCACGACAAGCACUACCUCUGUCGCUCCUACAACCACCAGCACCACCUCGACAGCCACUCCCACUCCCACCGGCCCCAUCAUCUGGCAGGGUAACAGCAACUUCACCUACUACGCUUGCGUUUCGGAACCGUCCAAGGGCCGUCUCCUCACCAAGCAGGUCUUCAACGACGGCGUCAACAUGACCACCAAGGCCUGCGCCGAGCGCUGCUGGGACUACGGCUACGCCGGCGUCGAGUAUGGCCGCGAAUGCUGGUGCGGCAACACCCUCAAUUUUGCCGGCGACACGGGCGCCACCCCGGGCAAGAAUGUCACCGACACCGAGUGCAAGAUGACGUGCCCUGGCGACAGGAACGUCUACUGCGGUGCCGGGUCAAGGCUCAGUCUCUACAUCAACCAGAAGCUUCUCACCUGA
Messenger RNA from Verticillium dahliae VdLs.17, 4959 nucleotides. RefSeq lists its product as uncharacterized. The record is from RefSeq and is a predicted model, not a curated record. The transcript is spliced from 2 exons. Gene Ontology annotation, molecular function: protein binding. Lineage: Eukaryota; Fungi; Ascomycota; Sordariomycetes; Glomerellales; Plectosphaerellaceae. The coding region runs from base 1 to 4959 and encodes 1652 amino acids.